Malus domestica (apple) is the source of this 547-nucleotide messenger RNA. Lineage: Eukaryota; Viridiplantae; Streptophyta; Magnoliopsida; Rosales; Rosaceae. The record is from RefSeq and is a predicted model, not a curated record.
UGAUCCAAUUGCCCUCUCAGACACUACUAUUCUCCGUUUCAGACAAAGCAUACCGCUUGAUUGGAAUGCUGUUUCCAGGGGAUAUGGUUGUGUUUAAGCCACAAGUAGGCGGUCAACAACAGCAGCAGCAAAUGCAACAAAUUCAAGUAGGCGGUCAACAACACCACCACAUGCAAGUACCCGGUCAGCAGCAACAGCAUCCUCGGAGACAUCCACAGAUUCAAGAGCAGCACCCUCAGAUUCAACAACAGCAGCAGCUCUCACAACUUCAAUCACAACAGCAACUGCCGCAACUUCAGCAAUUGCAGCAGCAGCACCAACAACAACAGUUGGUUGGGACGGGGAUGGCCGAGCUUAUGUCAAGGCCGGUUGCAGUUAGUUCCACGGGGACAAGUUUUGUCACAAGGUCCUAAUAUGCCUGGAGAGGGUUUUAUGGGUUAAAUAAGAGCCUCAACUUGUUAAAAACACUCCGGGACUAGCAUAUGAAUAACUUUACUAUCAACCAGUGAACCCCUAAUGAUUGGAAUUUUAGUUAUCAGUUUCUGAA